AGAUGUCACUUUGCAAUGACUUCAUUUUCAUCAGUUAGUGAAAUCAUUAUCAUUCUAGGAAGCCUCUCAAUUGAAGUUCUAUUUCAUAUUUUUGUUCAACAGUGGAGGUUUUAGAGAAAUACCAGAUACGAGGCAAUGAGAAAGAGAAGAUGAUAGUUAACAUUUAUCCUAUAACAUAAAACGUAUAACAUGAAAUCAGAUGUAACAUUCACUCUAACCUAAGUCAAGUUGAAUGUUUACAUGUUCCGCUUCAUUACCUUCUAAUGGUUAUCAAUGAGCAAUUAAGUAGCAACAUUUUAUGCAUAACAUCAUUAAGAAAUCCAAUGAAGUCUAAUCAUUAUUAAAUUAAAUGGGAUGGAGACUGUUAUGAUGAGCUGCAAAAUACAAAUACUUGUAGUUUUCUUCAUUCUCUACUUCUGUAUCGAUUCAACAAUUGGGAGUGAAAAUGGACACAUAUGCAGAGGUGGACAAUUUCAAUUACCGAACACGACAUGUUCAAAAACUGGACCUUAUUGUCCAAAUACAUAUCAAUGUAAUAAGAAACAGGUGUGCUGUAGGAUUAAACAUGUACCUGAAACAUGUGGGGCAUUAAUGGAAGAAAACAGUAAAUAUGUCCCACAUAAAUGCGUGGGUGGAGGCAGCAAGCCAUGUCCACAAGGAUAUGUGUGUCAUGUAGGACACGCAAAUGUCUACAGCAUGUGUUGUCUUAAUGUGACAUGCAGGGAUGAGGAUGAGAUACAACACAAAAUUGGUGAUAAACCAUGGAUCAGUCCAUAUGAUAAAUGCAGUAAAUGUUCAUGCAAAACUCACACUGGAACAAGACAAAUUGGCUCAACCAAAUGUAAAUCAAAAAAGAAAUGUAAAAAAUGUUUGCCAGAGAAAACUGGACAAAAAAGGAAACUAGGGCCAGGGGAACGAUUCUGGAAAUCCAACUGCGAUUUAUGUGAAUGUCGAUCAAAUAACUUUAUACCAUGUGCUGGUGCAUGUGAGAGAGGGAUUAAAGGUAAACCAAGUGAAUAUUUCCCUAUGCCAGUUGAUAAAAGGGGCUGCAAGUGGCAAUACAGAGUAACACAAUGCUAUGGGGCAAAAGGGGAGAAUGGUUCAGAAUGUUAUGACACCAAGGUAGACUACAUGCUAGAGAUUAACACCACCUGUCCAGAAAUAGGAAAACCAAUAACAUCAUCAGGAACAAUUAUCAUAUCAGGAAAGGAAGUUGAGCCAAAAUACAAUUUGCGAUGGAUGGUCUACAUUGAUUUACUGGAAAAUGAAACGCUAUGUGGGGGUUCUAUCAUAAGCCCAAGGCACAUACUGACAGCGGCGCAUUGUGUCCAUAGAAGAGCGAGUGUAAGAAUAGCUGCUGGGGAGCAUGAUCGAAGGAUCGAGGAAGGUGUUGAACAAGAGCGAAUGGUUAAUGAGAAAGAUUUCUUAAUCCAUGGAAAUUUCGACCCUGAAACAUUAAACAAUGAUAUAGCAUUACUAAGAGUUCAUCCACCGUUAGAAUUCAAUAAGAAAGUCCAAGCUAUCAAACUACCUAAAGCAGCCACACUCAAAACAGGCAAACAACAACUGUGUAAGGUAUCAGGAUGGGGACGGGAAUCUGAUACAUAUUUGUCUAGAGAAGACAUACUUUUUUACACAAAAAACUCUGAUGUUUUACGUGAGGUGCCGCUGAAGCAAGGAGAUUGUGACUUGACAGAUAAGGAUUUGAAGAGAUUCAAUAACUCAACAAUGUUCUGCACAAAGAGUGGUACUAAAGAUGCAUGUUAUGGGGACUCUGGUGGACCAUUUAUUUGCACCAUCAAAGGCUCUAAACCCAGGAUAUAUGAACAAUACGGAAUUGUAAGUUGGAGCUCAAAAAGUUCCUGUGGAGUAUGGUCAGGUGUAUAUACGAAGGUAACCAACUAUUUGGACUGGAUAACUGAGAAGAUGACACUAGAUGGUGGCUGGGGUGGUUUUACAACCACUGAGUGCACAGUUACAUGUGGGGGUGGUGUCAGAUCUAAAGUUCGUAUUUGUAAUAAACCAGAGCCACUGAGUCAUGGUAAAUGUCCUGGCAAUAUGGGGAUUAUAAAUGAGGUGUCCGGAUACAUUGAGGACAGAGUAACCGAAUCAUGUAACACAAUGCCAUGUUAGAAUGUGGGUAAAUAAGACCUCCUAUUAUCAUUUUUUGAUUGAUAUGAAAAGGUCUCCAUGGCAACGCACUCAUACAUGUAAUCAUAUUUGUGUAUUUGUGACAAUGAAAUCAAUAAUAAA
Owenia fusiformis is the source of this 2253-nucleotide messenger RNA. The record is from the annotation of a GenBank genome assembly. NCBI's taxonomy places the organism in Eukaryota, Metazoa, Annelida, Polychaeta, Sabellida, Oweniidae.